Molecule: messenger RNA, 2076 nt
Organism: Umbelopsis ramanniana AG
Lineage: Eukaryota; Fungi; Mucoromycota; Umbelopsidomycetes; Umbelopsidales; Umbelopsidaceae
Exons: 4
Coding region: 1-2076 (691 amino acids)
Source: RefSeq, a predicted model, not a curated record
AUGCCAAAAAAGAAGGCAGCCAAUGCUAGAGAACCCAUACCAGAAUCCUUCGAAAAUGAUCCUCCACCACCAUAUUCUCCUUCCGAAGCUUCCCAGCCUCCCCUGAGUGGGGACAGCCCAUCCGUCGCACCCUCAGCGCCUACUGCAAAUGAUGUGGGAUUUUACUCUCAUGAUGGAGUACCAGCAACCGACAGUAGUGAAGAAAAUCAGCUCAUGGACCCCUCAGCGCCACCACAAAGAUACAAUUAUGGAUCGGUUGAGCCACCAAGUACAACUGGAGACGUCUAUCAGGUACAUGAACAAAAUCAGAGCCUGUAUCAUACCAGCCAGCAACAACGAGAACAAGCACAUCAGUAUCGUACCAUGGCUCAGCAACAACGUGAGCUGGCGCGUCAGCAACGUGACAUUACUCAACAACAACGAGAGCAGGCGCAACAACAACGUAACAUUGCUCAGCAACAACGAGAACAGGCAUACCAGCAGCGAAAUCAAGGAAAUCAAUUUACAGCACAGGGAGAAACAUUUCAUACUAUGGGAGAUCGUCUGCGAGACCAGGGAAGUCGCCUACGAUCUCAAUUAGCUGGUCUAGGAGAUCAAAUUCGGAAUUCUCCCAAUGUUCAAAAGCCUCAGUAUACCAGAGUAAAUCAAACACAUGAGGAGGCUGGCUCUACAAGUGAAAGCCAGCCAUUAAAUGGGCGUACACGACGCAGACCUUUCCUGAAAAUAUUAUGCCAUUUACUAUUGGUGUGUAUCCUUGUUGGUUUCGUUCUGUUUAAGACAGUUACAUGGAAACAUGAUGAAGAUCCCAACGGUGACCCUGGCCUUCCAGACCGUUCAUCGCCAGUACCCCCAGUCCCAUCAAGUACACCAUCAAUUCCUCCUUCAGACCCUCCUUCAGACCCUCCUUCAGACCCACCUGGAGAUUCUCCAAAACAUCCCGAUGAUCCGAAGCAGCCAGAGGACCCCAACAUGCCACGGCAUCUUCCCGAUGGCUCUUCAUGUGGUUCUAAUUGUGUUGUGGCAUCAUACCGGUGGCCGAUCGAGGACUACUUGCGGUCCUUCAGUUUCUUUCAGUCGGGACAAUUGACAUCCGGACGUGCUUAUAUCAAGCGCAGCCGAAGCGCUGCGCCAGGCAAUUUUUAUGUGUCUUUAGGGCUUACCGGCAUUAAAAUGAGCGACAUUACAUUGGUAUUCUCGCCCAGUCGUUCAAUUAGUGGUGCCAGUGUCAUUCUCUCAACACCCAAAGCGAUCUCGCCAUUCAGUAGGAUUGAAAUGAAUGUUACUGUUGAGCUUCCCUUAGACACCAUGGACAGUUUUCAGGAUUUUGUGUUUUUGGCUAAAAAUACAGACAUUGCGUUUGAGGAAAUAGAUGAAUCCAAUACCUUCAAUAUCAGCAAACUUCAAGUCGCCACUACGAAUGCUGAUUUGAUGAUGAGCCCUCUUUUCACGACAGAUGCAGGUUCCGAAAUCACGACACGCAACGGAGACAUCAGCGGCAUUGUUCGCUCAAAAGGAAAAGUAGAAAUCAGUAAUGCAAAUGGAGAUAUUGACCUUGACUUGGUCGGAGACACCGCCAAUGUUUACACUACUAACGCUGAUGUUACUGGCGAAUACGUUUGCUCUGCAAAAUGCGAUUUCCAAACAACGUCAGGCGAAUUGAAGAUUCGAAAGGUGCAAACCGAAACUUUGCUACUGGAUAAUAAGAACGGAAGAAUCGAUGUUCGGAACAUAUCCUCAGUGUUCAGUGUUGUUUCUAGUGGUCGGAACGACUUUAUGAAAUUGCAAGUUCAAAGCAUCAUCCACGGUGCUAUGUUUGUGCUUACCAACAAGAAUGCCCCUGUUAACUUGACUAUGCCCAUGGAAUAUAGAGGUGAUUUCUAUCUGUCGACCUCUGCUGGUUACAAGUCUAAAGCCGAACUGGUAAACCCUCCGGACUCCGGGCAUUCUUUGAGAUUCAAGGUGGUCACUGGAAACUAUGUUAAAGGCACAAAACUCACUCCUUCCAACGUCAGAGAAGGCUCGAUAACGAUUGGUAACGAGAAUGACGAUGCCACCUUGGUAUUUACCGACGAAUGA